UGAUGAUACCCAGCAUGGUCGUGCGGUGCCGCGGGAUGGCGCUGCUUGGCCAGCGGACUUUUGGAACAGUUUAUGCAGAGCAGCUUCAACUCAAAGAGAUCAAAAGUCCAGAGUUCUACGACCUGCACGCGCACGAUCGAAACUACUUUUACCACGUUGACUUGCAGGGCCAACUGUUCCUCGAGGACACCGUGCCCAAGAACAUCGCGACGUCGCUGAAGAGCCGCAAGUUUCUCAGGUUCUUCUUUGGCCAGCUGCGACCAAACCCGCACCAUGCCAACACCCAGUCCCUCUUCCACGACUACCCGUACAUUUCUCCAUGUGGAUCCGAGAUGAACUACAUCAAAGCUGCGGACACCCCCGUCGUCUUUACAGAACUCAAGCAGCCUGAUUGUGACGAUGGGACGUGGACCCUGGUCACGAAUGCAGGCCACGAGGUCGAGUUCCAUCCGUCGAACGUGGCCAUGUCGCCCGCCACAAACCGACUGUACCACUGGAUUCAGACAAAGCACUUGUCGCUGUUUGGCUUGCUCAAGUCGCAUGUGGCUGUGGAAGUGAGCCAGUUCAUCGACUUCCACGACGACGGCCACCACGUGCUGACGUGGCACGACCAAGCGUACCCGUUAUCUCAAGACACGACCCAUCCUCCCCCAUCCGCCCGACCUUCAUAACAAGACUCUCACGACACACAGUUGUUUGCAUCAUCAUUCAGUUUAUGGCGCUAGCUACGUCGUGGCUUUGCUUGUCGAUGAUUCGAAACGCUUCAAAGAACUUGUUGAUGCUAAUGGAUCGCGUGCCGUCACUACGUACAGUACAUGAACGCGUUAGAAGUCGCAGUACUAAUAGUAGUACUACA
Messenger RNA from Aphanomyces astaci, 856 nucleotides. RefSeq lists its product as hypothetical. The record is from RefSeq and is a predicted model, not a curated record. Lineage: Eukaryota; Oomycota; Saprolegniomycetes; Saprolegniales; Verrucalvaceae. The annotation marks the transcript as partial. The transcript is spliced from 3 exons.